AUGCGAAUAAGAAAGCAUGCGAAGAUUCCUCUAAUGAAUAAUCAUUUUUGCCUACUCAAUCAGUCGCCAUGGGAUGUCAUUACUUUUCCCAAUGAAGACCUAUCACUUUUUCAGCCAUCGCUGUCAUCUUCUUCUAAUUCUCAGUUUGUUGGAUCUGUUGAUAAUGGGACCUUCAAUGAUACUAAUGAAACUGUUGCAAGUGUUGCCGAGGACGUGGAUGUCGAUGUUUCUUUUGUUGCUAAGAAAAUUAACCAAGACAAGGAUGAUAAUAUAGAGAUGAAGGAUCUCGGAUUAUCAAUGGACCAAAAUAAUAAUGGUAACAAGAAACAAGAGAAGCAACAUGAGGUUGUAGUGGCGAAGACGGGAAAUUUACGCCGUCUCUCAACUCGUGCAAAAAAAUCAUCAUAUUCCUCUUCAAAUCCUAAUGAUUUCUACUAUUAUUCGGGUUUUGGUCCAUCAUGGGGCAAAAAAAGGGAUGCAAGCAGGAAAACUAUUCAUCCCGCAACAACUAUCAUUGGAAAUGAUUCAACCAAAAGUGUUGAUCAAUGUUUGUCAUCCCAAGUGGAUAAUGAAGAAAUUAACUGUGUUGAACUUGAAGACAAGGAUGAUCAUCAUAAAGAACAAAAUGUGAAGAAGAAGAAGAAAGAAAAAGGAAACCCCUAG
Molecule: messenger RNA, 663 nt
Organism: Solanum pennellii
Lineage: Eukaryota; Viridiplantae; Streptophyta; Magnoliopsida; Solanales; Solanaceae
Exons: 3
Coding region: 1-663 (220 amino acids)
Source: RefSeq, a predicted model, not a curated record